UUAUCAGCCUGAGGCCGAGAGACACAGAGACACAGAGAGAGACAUGAGCUGGUUCCUGUGAGGACGACACCGGAUUAAAACCGUGUAGGUGUAUGAUUCACCUGGAGCAGAACAUUGUAUCAGUUCCUAUAAACGUCUUCAGUUCCUGGUUCCAUUUGAUCAGAAACUGUCUGAAUACCUGGAUGUUUUGGCCCCGCCCCCUUUUCAACCUGAGCUCGGCCGCCAUGUCUAAAGCGACGGUGAAGAAGCUGCACUGGCGCUCCAAGGUGCAGGAGAGCUUCGUCCCGCUCGGUGGCGGUUCUGGAGAGCUGGGCCUGGCCAUCGGGGGCGGGGCCGACUAUGGCGAGUUUCCCUUUGUCACAGCAGCCCCGGGGGGCGGAGCCACGGUGGGUGACAUCAUCUUAGAGAUCGGGGGGACGCCGGUGCUGGGGAUGACGCUCGGUGACGUCAGAGGAGUCCUCAACUCCUGCCCCCAUCCAAUCAGAAUCAAGACCGUCUCCCCAGGCUCGUCUCUGUGCAAAGACCUCAGGUUGUACCUCAGCAAGUGUUUCACUCCAGGAUCCAUGGACAGUCAACUCCAACAGCUGAUCAGAGAAAACCUGUACCUGAGAGCAGUACCCUGUACGACUCGUCAGCCUCGGGACGGGGAGAUCUCAGGUGUCGACUACAACUUUGUUUCCAUUGAGGAGUUUUUCUCUCUGGAGGAGUCGGGAGCUCUGCUGGAGAGCGGCAAGUUCAAAGGAAACUACUACGGGACGCCCCGCCCCGUCCACAUCGGUCCAGAGAGUCCACCAAUCACAUACCAGGAGCAUCGCAACCUGCUGAGGAACUUCAGGACCAGGAGCAAGUCUCUGAGUAACCUGGAGAAAGCGGUGGAGGAGGGGGACAACAGCGAGGAGGACAGUGGACACACAGUGCCGGCCGGAGCCCCGCCCACCAUCCUGCCGCUCAGCCAAUCAUGGGAGUCAGCCAUGGGAGCCCGGGAAGCGACAGAAAAUGGAGGAGGAAGAGGACGAGGAGUCGGGAGAGGAAGAGGAGGGGGAAGAGGAGGAGGAGGAGGAGGAGGAGGAGGAGGAGGAGGAGGAGGAGGAGGAGGACCGCUGCCUGAAAACUGGGAGCUGGCCUUCAGUGAUUCAGGGGAACCGUACUACAUAGACCAUAACUCUAAGACCACCAGUUGGCUGGAUCCUAGAACUCAGAACAAAGAGACGACUUCGUGUCCAGAGCUCCCAGAGUUCACGGAGCAGCCCAGUCAGCUGAGGGGCUACUCCAUCCACACCCGGCUCUCCAAAGGCCCCCGAGGCUUCGGCUUCAACAUCGUGGGAGGAAGUCGACCGCGGGAGUUCCUGCAGGUCUACAGCGUCACCCCUGGGGGGCCCCCGGCCCUCAACACAGCCGACAUCCUGGUCUACAUCAACGAGUCCUGCGUCCUGGGCCGGUCCCACAAGGAGGUGGUGGAGCUGCUGAAGUCGGUGCCGAUGGGUCAGAGCGUGGACGUGGUCCUGAGGAGGGGGUACCCCAUGCUCUACAACCCGGACGGCUGUCCCAAACAGAGCCUGGAGACGCCUCAGACGCCCAGCGAGUCCAACCCGAGCCGAGGUCCGACCCAGCUCACCUACAGCCGGACCCUGGACGCCUCGGGCAGCUCCGCAGCUCAAACCCCGCCCUCCUACGCCUCCCAGCCAAUGACCAAUGGACUGACGGCCCCGCCCACUCCCCCAUCCGCCGACGCCCCCCCAGCUUCAGCAGCCAAUCACAGCGACUCUGACGGCGGCCUGUCCACCCGGAGCUCCAAGUCUUCCGCACAUGUGACCUCCUCCUCCCUCCCUCUCCUCCUCCUCUCAGCCCUGAUCGCUCACCAUCGUCUCCUCCUCCUCCUCCGCCCACCCCAAGCUCAUCUCAACUCCUCCUCCGCCCUCCCCAUGUCCUCCUCCUCCUCCGCCCUCCCCUUGUCCAAACUGCCCCUGUCUCAGCCUGAGUCGGGCCUCCUCCAGACCUCCUCCUCCGCCCCCCCUGGGGCUCCGGUGCUCCGCCCACCGAUGCCCCAGACCUCCCUGGCCCCGCCCCCUCCCAGAGACACCCCCCCCUGUGGUUUUAACGGGUGCCCGGCCAGCCACCCGGCCCCUCCGGCCGGCCCCCGCGGUAACCCGGGCCUGGUGCUUCCCCUCGGGGCGGGGUCCCCCGGGGCGGUCCCGGGUGGGGAGCUGGUUCCGGUGGCUCUGGGUCACAGCGAGGGAGGGGGGCUGGGCUUCAGCGUGGGGGCGGGAGGACAGGGAGGACAGCUGGCCGUGGUCAGGCGGGUUUGGGACCGGAGGCAGUGCCCCUCCCUGCAGCCGGGGGACGCCAUCAUGAAGAUCAACGGGGCCGACGUCCAGAACCUCAGCUCCUCCCAGGUCCAGAGGGUCCUGCAGGAACACACCAAACAGGGGGAGGUGGUGGUCCUGGUCUUCAGAGGUGUUCCUGUCUCCUCCCCCAUCGUCACCCCAAACCUCUACAAGCCCCUCCCCUCCCCACAUGGCCUGGCCACGCCCCCUUCCUCCACCCCCCCCUCCUCCUCCCAGCCUCCUCCCACUCCAGCCGACUUGCCUUCCCCGUCCUCCGGUGCCUUGGUGGGGGGCGUCCCCCUGCUCAGCCAGGCUGGACUGGCCCUGGAGAGUCCGCAGGAGCCGGGUCCAGGGACCCACCAAGGGGCCCCCCCUCCGGCCCAGACGUCCAACGGGACGCCAGCCUCCGUCCUCAUCCAGAGCACCAGCUUCCUGGACUCGGUCCCGGUGACGCUGACCUUAGAGCCGCGGGACCUCCUCGGCGUGGAGGACAGAGGGGGAGGAGCUCUGGGAGCCGUCGCCAAGGACACCAGAGGAGGAGGCGGGGCUAAGACAGCGGAGGUGGAGCUUAGGAGGCGUCCCGGAGAAGGAUUCGGAUUCGUCAUCGCCUCCCAGGAAGUGGAUGGAGUCCGUGCCUCCUCCCUGAUGUCCCACCGGUUCGUGACGGUGCGUCGCGGCAGCCCGGCGGCUCGGAGCGAACACAUCCAUCCUGGAGACCAGCUGGAGGCGGUGGAGGGUCGACCGGUGGCGGCGCUGCAGCAUCGAGACCUGGCCCAGAUCCUGAGGAGGGCAGGGAACACCCUGAGGCUGAGCAUCACCCCCCGACACCACUCCUCCUCCCUGUCAGGAGCAGACCUGGACAUCGACGGCCGCUUGAUGAAAGGAUCCAGAGGAAGGUCAAAGGACGAGUCCCGGUUCUACAGCGUGGACCUGGAUCGAGGUCCCACUGGGUUCGGUUUCUCCCUGAGGGGGGGCAGCGAGUACAACAUGGGGCUGUAUGUGCUGGGGCUGAUGGAUGGGGGGCCGGCCCAGCGCAGCAACAAGAUCCAGGUACCUCAUUACUAUAUAUUUGUGACAGUGUGCUCCAUCUCCUCCAAUCAAACGUCUGAUCAUCUCACCACGUCCCGUCCCACCUCCAUCAGCUGGUCCCUCCCUCCUAAAACUCUCUGUCUGUUUUCAGGCCCUGAGGAAGGAGAACUCUCCCCCUCCCCCUCCUCACACACCCAGGAUGGGGAUCCAGUAACCAUGGCAACCGCCUCCCUCAGCCGGCAGAUGGGAGGAGGAGGAGGAGGAGGAGGAGAGAGGAGCAGGAGGAGGAGGAGAGAGGGAGUAAGCAGACAUGGAGCAGGUGGCUUAGGGCCUCCUGAUCUGGACCUGGACCGAGUGGAAGAGGAGGCACGGGAGGAGGAGAGGAGGAGGAGGAGUCAGCCCGUCAGACAGAAGAAGAGGGACGACCAGAGGGAGCAGGGGAGGAGGAGCAGGAGCUUACCGAGGAGCGAUGCUCGAUCUCUGGACUCACGUCUGCCCCAGGAGGAGAGGAGGAGGAGGAAGGGGGAGGAGAAGAAGGAGCGUCCCGGGACGGCGUUCUCCUUCCUCAUGCCGAUGGACGACGAGCGUCUGUCCGACAGCGAAUCAGCAUCCAGCUUCUCUGAGCUCAGCCUAUCAGCAGCCGGCAGCACGGCCUGGACGGAGGAAGCCUAUUGGAGGAGAGCCACGUCGUCACGGCAACAGAGGGACACCCCGAGCCGCUGGCUGAAGCCCAGCCCCCAGAGACUGACGCAGACUCUGACUGGCCCCCGGCUCGGUGGGCGGGGUCUGGUGGGCGGGCUCUCUCUCUGAUUGGCCACACCAAGGCUGUCCUCCUUUUUCAUGCGCUAACGUUUUCUUAUUGGCUACUUAUAAGGGCUUUUUUUGAUUGGCCUGCUGAGAGAAGACCCCGCCCCUUCCUGUGUCCUAUUGGACAGCUGUUUCUGAGUGGACAAGGACUCGUUUCUGAUUGGCCAGUUAAUGACCCCAGGCCUUCAUUUCAAAUUUAACCAUCAUGCAUCAGUGCAUCCUCACAUGAUGAGGCCACAGUCCUCGUCACCAUGGUAACCGUGACACUCACCUGUUAGGGGGCGUGGCCACUUUGAUUGACAGCUGUCUGUAGCCUCAGCUCCGCUUCUGUGGGAGUUCGUUGGAGUCAGACAAAGGUGGAGACAAAUAGGGGGUAGGUGGAGGCUAAGCUAAGCUAAGCUAAGCUAAGCUAAGCUAAGACAACGUUGGUGACAGUGUCCAAAAUGCCCGGAUCCGAUCGGACUGGUUACCAUGGUGUCAGCUGUUCGUGGCUUCAUCAUCUUCAUCUUCGUCCUCUGCCUCUGAACUCGUAUGCAAACCGUUUGAUUCUCUCUGUGUAAUCUGAGCAUGUGAAUAUCACUGGAAUGAUUUUUUAUUUUUAUAAAGCUGAACAUGUAAAGGCUCAGUGGAUGAUUAUCAUUAUUAUUAUUAUUAUUACAGAUUAAAUAGAGAUGAUCUGA
Molecule: messenger RNA, 4840 nt
Organism: Mugil cephalus (flathead mullet)
Lineage: Eukaryota; Metazoa; Chordata; Actinopteri; Mugiliformes; Mugilidae
Product: membrane-associated guanylate kinase, WW and PDZ domain-containing protein 3-like
Exons: 21
Coding region: 93-4163 (1356 amino acids)
Biological process (GO): signal transduction
Cellular component (GO): cytoplasm
Molecular function (GO): protein binding
Source: RefSeq, a predicted model, not a curated record